UCAACUGCCUUUCGGAAAUGGCUGCAGCUUUAAAGUCAUUUUCAGGCCUUCUUCUCCAAUUCAUCUUUGUAGUAUUAUUUGUGUUUAGCCCUGUGAAUGCCCAACUCAAAGUAGGGUUUUACUCCAAGACAUGCCCGCAAGCUGAGGCCAUAGUUAAGGAGGUUAUCGAUGGAGUCCUCUCAGAAGCUCCUUCUCUUGCUGGCCCCUUGUUGAGGAUGCAUUUUCAUGAUUGCUUUGUUAGGGGUUGUGAUGGGUCAGUGCUGUUAAACUCUAGCACUCAUCAAGCUGAAAAAGAUGCACCUCCAAAUCAAACCCUUCGAGGAUACGAGGUUAUCGAUAGAGUCAAGUCUGCUUUAGAAAAGGCUUGUCUUGGAGUAGUUUCAUGCGCAGACAUCGUGGCUAUUGUGGCUAGGGACGUCACCGUUGCGUCCAAGGGACUACGCUGGGAAGUUGAAACUGGAAGAAGAGAUGGACUGGUUUCCAACUCAACAGAAACCUUUACCAACCUGAUAGCUCCUGAUUCAAACAUCACUACGAUAAUAACAAGAUUUCAAGCUAAGGGUCUGAGCGUAAAAGAUGCAGUGGUGCUGUCAGGUUCGCACACCAUUGGUACUUCUCACUGCUCAUCAUUCAAUUCCCGGCUUUACAACUUCACCGGAAAGGGAAUCAAUAAUGACUCUGAUCCCACAUUGGAUUCAGCAUAUACAGAAGCGCUGAAGAUAAAAUGCAAACCAGGAGAUCAAAAUUCACUGGUAGAAAUGGAUCCUGGGAGCUUCAGGACAUUUGAUACACACUAUUACACACUUGUGAGCAAAAGAAGGGGCCUGUUCCAGUCUGAUGCAGCUCUCCUUGACAACAGUGUCACGAAAGCUUACGUUGAGCUUCAGGCGGCCACCAAGGGAUCCACUUUCUUGAAAGACUUUGGUAUGUCCAUGGUGAAAAUGGGUAGGGUCGGAGUUCUAACAGGUACAGCAGGUGAAAUCAGGAAAGUUUGCAGCAAGAUUAACUAGACAGUAAGGAGAAAGUUGAGUGUUGGAGUUGAAGAGAAUUUUUCCUGUUUGCUGAGAAGAAAAAGAAAGAGGAAUUAUAUAUAGUUUCUAUACCUCUUUUCUUCUGCCUUUUUAUUAUUAUUUACUAUUUAUUUUUUUUUUUUUACUUUUUCUGUCUAAUUAUUUGCUCAUCGACCAGAAGGUUCAUUUUGGGCCGAUUGAGUGUGAAUAUUUCAUGUAUAAUUUAUUGGUGUU
Messenger RNA from Hevea brasiliensis (rubber tree), 1244 nucleotides. RefSeq names its product peroxidase 27-like. NCBI's taxonomy places the organism in Eukaryota, Viridiplantae, Streptophyta, Magnoliopsida, Malpighiales, Euphorbiaceae. Gene Ontology annotation, biological process: response to oxidative stress; hydrogen peroxide catabolic process. The record is from RefSeq and is a predicted model, not a curated record. Gene Ontology annotation, cellular component: plasmodesma; plant-type cell wall. The transcript is spliced from 4 exons. Bases 18 to 1010 code for a protein of 330 amino acids. Gene Ontology annotation, molecular function: heme binding; peroxidase activity.